Molecule: messenger RNA, 1251 nt
Organism: Rhagoletis zephyria (snowberry fruit fly)
Lineage: Eukaryota; Metazoa; Arthropoda; Insecta; Diptera; Tephritidae
Product: collagen type IV alpha-3-binding protein-like
Biological process (GO): retrograde transport, endosome to Golgi; receptor recycling; endosome organization
Cellular component (GO): trans-Golgi network; early endosome; recycling endosome
Source: RefSeq, a predicted model, not a curated record
AUGAAUCAAGCACAAGUGUACAGUGGUGAUGUAAAGUCGGAUCUGGACAUCGGACAGUCGGUCAGCAGUGGUCAGCUCGCCGAUGACUUCAGCAGGUGCACCGUGGAGGACGCCUUUCCGAAGACGUCGUCGGCAAGACGACUGUCGGCCACCUCGUCGCUGUCUGCCUCUUCCGCCUCGCUGGACGACUCAAUCGGCGACGCGCCCGGCCCCUCUCCGUUGCCUUCCAUGUCGGGAGUGCUGCUGAAGUGGACCAACUACAUCCACGGCUGGCAACAGCGCUUCAUCAUGCUGAAGGACGGCACGCUCAGCUACUACAAGUCAGAGGAUGAACUGUCCUUUGGCUGCAGAGGUGCCGUCACCAUCAUCAAGUCUAACAUAAAGUUACACGAGAUUGACGAGUGCCGUUUUGACAUCGGCGUUGCCGACUGCGUAUGGUAUCUGCGUGCAGCAUCGGUGGACGAGUGCACGCGGUGGGUGCAGGCCAUUCAGACGCAGCGCAACUUCUACCAAAGUACGCAGUACAGCAGCGACACCGGGUCAACUGGCUCCGACGCAUCCAAUAAAAACCCACAAACAUCAGUCGACUCAGGUUACAGUGACUCAUUGAACGCCUCGAUUGCGCCCAGCCGGGAUAAUCUCUUUGUGGACUUCAAGAAGGAAGCGUUCACCUUUAAGGCGACCACCGCGGGAAUCAUCGCCACCCUCUCGAACUGCAUCGAGUUGAUGAGCCAACGGGAGGAGCAGUGGAAGAAGCGCCUCGAAAAGGAACAGGAGCGACGUCGAUCGGUGGAAGCCCAGUCGAAGCGUGCGUCAGCUGAGCUGGAGGAGACGCGACGAGCGCUGGCAGAGCUGCAGCUUGACUUGCAGAAAAACGUCGCCCUUCAGAAGCAAAUUCAAGAGCAGCAGUCAUCGCAGCAGCAGGUGAUCCUCAUCGGCGGACCGGACUAUGAGGAAGGCCCUCAUAGUAUGAUCAAGGAGGACGAGUUCUUCGACGCCAUCGACGCUGCACUGGACCGUUGUGACCAACAGGAGGAAGACAUGCGCCAGCUGAAGCUACGCACCAGCACGCUGAGCCAGCCGCUGGAGGUGAUCCCCCCGGAGCGCUGCGACCACCCUCUCUGGCCGGAGAUUGAGCAGGUCACCAUGGAGCAGCUCUACUACGCCCGCCUGGAGGUGGAGGACACGCCCGCGUCGGGCGGUNGAGGACGAGUUCUUCGACGCCAUCGACGCUGCACUGGACCGCUGUGA